Molecule: messenger RNA, 861 nt
Organism: Alternaria novae-zelandiae
Lineage: Eukaryota; Fungi; Ascomycota; Dothideomycetes; Pleosporales; Pleosporaceae
Exons: 1
Coding region: 1-861 (286 amino acids)
Biological process (GO): secondary metabolite biosynthetic process
Cellular component (GO): cytoplasm; nucleus
Source: RefSeq, a predicted model, not a curated record
AUGCCCUCAACAUACUCACAGCCAGUUUCCAAAAUACCGCCAACGAAGCCCGACACGAGGUCUCUCCCUCGAAUUCUCUGCCUACACGGCGGCGGUGUCAACGCCGCUAUAUUCAAAGCGCAAUCGCGAUCUCUCAUCCGCCACCUUCAACACUCCUUCCGCCUCGUAUGGGCCGACGGCCCUUUUUUCUGCGAUCCGCACUCAGACAUCAUCGGCGUGUACAGCGACUACGCGCCUUUCCGACGCUGGCUACGAUGGCUUCCCGAACACCCUGAGAUCGAUGCGGACACAUGUAUUGAAGAGAUCGGAUACGCGAUGCGCACAGCAAUGGAGGAUGACGAUCGGGAAGGCGGCACAGGCGAGUGGGUAGGCUUGAUGGGCUUCAGUCAAGGGGCGAAGCUAUCCGCAAGCCUACUUCUCGAACAACAAGCGAGGGAAACACAGGCGCGCAAAGAAGGCACGAAGAUCGCUACCGGUAUCACAGGAAUCUCGGGCAUAAGGUGGAGGUUCGGAAUACUACUGGCUGGUCGGGCGCCUCUGAGCAAUUUGAACCCUGAGCUCAUGAAGAGUGAGGCUCUUGUGAGUGCGGGUGACAUAUCGGAAGGGUUUCAAUUCUGCAGAGAGGUGGACGAGGAGGCUACACUGCAUAAACCCACACUGCAUGUCCACGGCAUGGCGGAUCCAGGACUACACCUUCAUCGGAAAUUACUACACGAGUAUUGUGAAGACUGUACGGUGACAUUGGUGGAAUGGGAAGGUGCACAUCGGAUACCGCUCAAGAGCAUGGACGUUGAUCGGGUAGUUGACGCGAUAUAUGAUAUCGCUGAGAUGACGGGGGUGAAGGUCUUGAGGACGGUUUGA